Messenger RNA from Pseudogymnoascus destructans, 2265 nucleotides. RefSeq lists its product as uncharacterized. Gene Ontology annotation, molecular function: oligopeptide transmembrane transporter activity. The transcript has 3 exons. Gene Ontology annotation, cellular component: fungal-type vacuole membrane. The record is from RefSeq and is a predicted model, not a curated record. NCBI's taxonomy places the organism in Eukaryota, Fungi, Ascomycota, Leotiomycetes, Thelebolales, Thelebolaceae. The coding region runs from base 1 to 2265 and encodes 754 amino acids.
AUGGCACCAGAUAGAGGGAGAGCCGUAGAGCCGGCAUACCAGACUAUUUCAACUCUGAAUAAUCCAGUCAUUGAUGAUGAGUUGGAUGGUGAGGGGAUGCAGAAUCGGCUCAGUGAGGAGCUUAGCUUCCUCAGCGAACAUGGGCAUGAACCUCAAAACUUUACGCUUCGAGGUAUAUUGGUGGGGCUUGGGGUUGGAUUAGUUAUUUGCUUUUCAAAUAUGUACUUUGGGCUCCAGACUGGGUGGAUUAGCAGUAUGAGCAUGCCAUCAUCGCUGAUUGGGUUCGCCUUCUUUAAAACCCUGUCCAAACAUCUCGAUAUCCCGUUCACACCGGUCGAGAAUGUCCUUGUUCAGACUGUGGCUGGAUCCAUGGGAACGAUGCCACUGGGCUGUGGAUUUGUAGGCGUGAUGCCUGCCCUAAACUACCUGCUUAAACCCGAAGAAGGAGGUCCAUUGUUCCUCAGUCUUUGGAAACUUAUUCUAUGGGCCUUGGGGCUCUGCUUUUUCGGAGUUGUUUUCGCAGUACCAUUGAGGCGCCAAGUAAUCAUAAGAGAGAAGCUGAAGUUCCCGUCUGGCACAGCAACUGCUCUAAUGAUCAACGUAUUACAUGGCAAAGAUGAAGUUUGGGAACCAAGCACACAGCACCGACACUCGACUUCUAUGCUUAGCGACGAUAGCGACAGACACUACAGUGACGCAUCGAAUUCCCUGAGAGAAUCGACCAGUUUUCCACACGAGGGCACGACCACGUCUACUCCCCAUUUCAGAGCAAGUGCGACGGACAUUGAGGAAGUCCAGAGUUGGGACAAGGGAAGCUGGGUGCAACGCGUUAAACUGUUGUUAUUAUCGUUUUCAAUAUCUGGACUGUAUACUUUGAGCACCUACUUCUUUCCCGUCCUUCGGAAUCUACCAGUAUUCGGCUUGAAUUUGGCUCAAAACUGGUUGUGGACACUGAAUCCUUCCCUGGCUUACGUCGGUCAAGGCAUUAUCAUGGGAUCAGCUACUACUAUACACAUGCUUAUAGGUGCCAUACUGGGAUGGGCCGUUCUAUCCCCACUCGCAAAACACAAAGGUUGGGCUCCGGGACCAAUAGAUGACUGGGAAGCGGGGAGUAAGGGAUGGAUCAUCUGGGUCUCACUGGCGAUUAUGCUGGCGGAUUCCAUCGUUAGCCUGGCUUAUAUUGCCGGUAAACAGGUGGCGCCGUAUGUAUGGAUUGUGCUAGAGCCUGUUUACAGAGCAAGAGCUGGCAGGGGCUGGAGAAACAUUGUCAACUUUGGGUCAUUGAGCGCCGGGUAUGUGCCAAUUGACGGCGUGCAAGAUUCCACCGUGUUAACGGACAAUUUGUCCAAUUCUGGAGAGCCGCUGCAGUCACCACCACAGCCUGCAGAUUUGAAAAGUCUUACCGACAUUGAUGCGCCUCCGGAACACCUGGUUAGCGGUCGCGUUGUGUGGAUAGGAUUAAUAUCCUCGAUCCUUUUCUGCAUCUUAUGCAUUCGGAUCACUUUCGGAGCGCUCGUCCCCCUCUACGCAACCGUGGCAGCCGUUCUGAUAGCAUUGGUGCUGUCGGUUAUGGGGGUCCGAGCCUUGGGCGAAACUGAUCUUAAUCCAGUAUCCGGCAUCAGCAAAUUGGCUCAGCUCUUCUUUGCUCUGAUAAUUCCACAGUCAAACAAGAAGUCCGUGCUGAUUAACCUCAUUGCUGGUGCGGUCUCUGAGGCUGGUGCACUUCAGGCUGGAGAUCUUAUGCAAGAUCUGAAGACAGGACACCUCUUAGGUGCGGCGCCAAACGCACAAUUCUGGGGCCAAAUCAUCGGCAGUGCAGUUGGUGCGGUUGUAAGCGCACUUAUUUACAAGCUAUACACGAAUGUAUAUCCCGUCCCAGGAGAUCUUUUUCAGGUUCCCACUGGAUACGUUUGGAUUUUCACGGCAAGACUAGUGACUGGAGAUGGACUGCCACCGAUGGCAUGGCAAUGGGCGAUUGGAAUGGGACUAAUAUUCGCAGCAACUACAUGUGCCAGAAUUGUUGGCACUGGUAAGAAAUGGCACCCACUCAUACCAGGCGGAAUUGCUGUUGCUGUUGGAAUGUUCAAUGUCCCAUCAUUCACCCUUGCGAGGGCAAUCGGUGGUUUCAUGAGUUGGUACUGGAAGUCGUACCUGGGGAACCCAGAGACCCCCCUUGUCGUCGUAGCGAGCGGGUUUGUGCUUGGAGAGGGUGUUGUGAGCAUCUUAAACUUAGCCAUGUCGACUAUGGGUGUGCCUCACCUAUAA